Molecule: messenger RNA, 1894 nt
Organism: Chenopodium quinoa (quinoa)
Lineage: Eukaryota; Viridiplantae; Streptophyta; Magnoliopsida; Caryophyllales; Amaranthaceae
Product: amino acid transporter AVT1I-like
Exons: 3
Coding region: 326-1639 (437 amino acids)
Cellular component (GO): plasma membrane
Source: RefSeq, a predicted model, not a curated record
UGAAAUCAACAAAUGAAUGCCACGCUAAAUAGUUAUAUGUGGUUAUAAAUAUACACAAAAAAAAUUUGUACACAUAAAUCCGUGAAAUCCUACCCUUUUCACAUGUUAGCUUGAGUAAAGCUCCAUUCUCUCCUCAACUACUAGUUACAUAAUUAAUUUCAUAUCUUCAUUUUUUUUUCUUUUGCUUCUUUUUUUUUUCUAGAUCAUUAAUUUCUCACUGCCACUAUUAAUUUAUAUAAAUAAAUACUCAAAUCAUUGUUCUCUUUUAUACUCAAAAAAAAAACAAAAAUUGAAAAUCAAUAAAUAAAAAAGUUCUCCAAGAGUGAUGGAAGGUGAAGGUGAAUCAAGUGCGAGUGUUUACGUUAGACAACCUCUUUUGGAGAAUGAUUUGCAAGAUGAUAUUAACGCCCUUUCAGGUGAAGGUGAAUCAAGUGCGAGUGUUAAGUUUGUUCAAGAAGGUGAUGCUUCGUUUGCGAAGACGCUCUUCAAUGGCCUCAACGCCCUUUCAGGAGUUGGAAUACUAUCAGUACCAUUUGCUCUAGCAUCAGGGGGUUGGCUUAGCUUGCCAUUACUUUUCGCCAUUGCCCUGGCAGCAUUUUAUGCCGGUUUGCUGAUUAAGCGAUGCAUGGAAGUUGAUCCAAGUAUCACAUCUUUCCCUGACAUAGGAGAACGCGCAUUUGGGAAUGUUGGAAGAACAGUUGUAUCAGUGUUUAUGUGUGCAGAGCUGUACUUUGUUGUAACAGGUUUCUUGAUUAUCGAAGGAGACAAUUUACAUAAUCUAUUUCCUGAAAUGAACUUCAGCGCUUUUGGCCUAGAAGUUGAAGGAAGAAAAAGCUUUGUAAUUAUUGUUGCACUUCUUAUUACUCCUUCUGUUUGGUUAAGUAACAUCAGUGUUCUGUCUUACAUCUCUGCUACUGGUGUUCUCGCUUCUGUUGUGAUCAUUGUAUCGGUUGUAUGGGUUGGUGCAUUUGAUGGUGUCGGAUUCCACAACAAAGGGGAGCUUCUGAAUUGGUCAGGGAUCCCUACGGCUGUCAGCUUGUACGGCUUCUGUUAUUGUGCUCAUCCUAUUUUCCCAACCCUUUACCAUUCGAUGAAGAAAAGACAUAACUUCUCUAGGGUACUAUUACUAUGCUUUGUCUGCAUGACCAUCAGUUAUGCAUCCAUCGCGAUAUUGGGCUAUCUGAUGUUUGGUUCAAAGUUGGAUGCAGAGAUAACUCUGAACCUUCCAAUUGGUAAACUGAGCUCGAAAGUGGCAAUAUACACCACAUUGGUCAGUCCACUUUCAAAAUAUGCACUGAUGUUAGAACCAGUUGCAAGUGCUACUGAGAGCUGGUUUCCGAAUUACCACAAAAAGAGAUCCUUCAAAAUUCUCAUCCGAACAGCUCUGGUUGCUAGUCAAGUUAUCAUAGCAUUGACAGUUCCUUUCUUUGGACAUCUUAUUUCUUUGGUUGGAGCAUUUUUAAGCAUUACUGCUUCAAUUACAAUCCCAUGCUUGUGCUUCUUGAAGAUUUCAAGUUCUAGCGUUGGAAGCGAGCGUUCUAUAAUCAUUGCAAUUAUAGUGUUUAGUAUAUUGAUUGCGAUAUUUGGUACCUACACCUCUUUGGUACAUCUAAUACAUGGUAAUGUCUUGCCAUACUAACCUUAAUUUGUAUGAAAAUCUAUGAAAAUAUUGCUUUUUUUUUUUGCACAUUAUAUUUUUUAAUGUAUGCAAACAUAACUUUAUCCCAAGUUAUGAAGUUUUUCCCCAAGUGUGACAACUAGGAUAGUUGACUCUCGGAUCACUCUACACAACAUGUUGGUUGUAUAAAUUUUGCUUUAGGGUUUCAUAUAGAAGAUCUAGAUUAUUGUAUCUUUUAGAUUGAGUAUAUGAAUGACAAUAUUAUAAACUUUUGAU